Molecule: messenger RNA, 253 nt
Organism: Perkinsus marinus ATCC 50983
Lineage: Eukaryota; Perkinsozoa; Perkinsida; Perkinsidae
Product: rnf5, putative
Exons: 2
Biological process (GO): ubiquitin-dependent protein catabolic process
Cellular component (GO): endoplasmic reticulum
Molecular function (GO): ubiquitin protein ligase activity; ubiquitin-like protein conjugating enzyme binding
Source: RefSeq, a predicted model, not a curated record
UGGAAAAUUUACGGUAUAAUUUCCGCAGUGUUUAUAUGUCAUCAUCGUCAUCUUCAUCAUCAAAUACCCCCGGCUCGGACGACGAUACGAAAAGCGGCCGUAGCAAAUCGUCGAAUUUUGAAUGUAACAUAUGCUUUGAUCAAGCCUCGGAGCCGGUGGUGACACGGUGUGGACAUUUGUUUUGCUGGUCGUGUCUGGACCAAUGGCUUGAUCGCUCCGGGGAGUGCCCAGUAUGUAAAGCUGGAGUGACUCG